This is a messenger RNA of Knipowitschia caucasica, 573 nucleotides long. The record is from the annotation of a GenBank genome assembly. NCBI's taxonomy places the organism in Eukaryota, Metazoa, Chordata, Actinopteri, Gobiiformes, Gobiidae.
AUGCUCAUUCCGAGCCAGAUCACCGACCUGGGUCAGACUCAGAACCGGCUCAUCAUUCCGAGCCAGAUCACCAACCUGGGGGCUGAACCGGAUCAACAUCUUAAGCAAGACCACCAACCUGGGUCAAACGCAGAACCAGACUACCAACCUGGAUUAGAGGCUGAGCCGGACCACCACCCUGGGUCAGAGGCUGAACCGGGUCAACAUCAAAAGCCGGGCCGCCACCCUGGUUCAGAAGGCAAGCCGGGCCGCCACCCUGGUUCAGAAGCCAAGCCGGGCCGCCACCCUGGUUCAGAAGCCAAGCCGGGCCGCCACCAGGGCAAGCCGGGCCGCCACCCUGGUUCAGAAGCAAAGCCGGGCCGCCACCAGGGCAAGCCGGGCGGUCAUGCAGACGGCCAAAUCCUCACCGCCACCAUGGUGGACACCAUCCUGAGCCGGACCACCACUCUGGGUCAGAUCCCGAACCGGACCACCACCCCGGCUCGGAGGCCCGGGACCACCACCCUGGGUCUGAUGCUGAACCAGACCACCAACCUGGGUCAGACGCUGAACCGGACUACCAUCCCGGAUUAG